This is a messenger RNA of Zymoseptoria tritici IPO323, 3669 nucleotides long. RefSeq lists its product as uncharacterized. The transcript is spliced from 3 exons. Gene Ontology annotation, cellular component: nucleus; cytosol. The record is from RefSeq and is a predicted model, not a curated record. Gene Ontology annotation, biological process: protein deubiquitination; regulation of protein stability. Lineage: Eukaryota; Fungi; Ascomycota; Dothideomycetes; Mycosphaerellales; Mycosphaerellaceae. Gene Ontology annotation, molecular function: protein binding; cysteine-type deubiquitinase activity; cysteine-type endopeptidase activity. The coding region runs from base 1 to 3531 and encodes 1176 amino acids.
AUGGACAAUCUCGGGAGCGACAUGAUGGUCGACUCUGACUACGACGAAAAGCGACUGACGCCAACCGACUCCAACGACAACGUCGCUAUAAUAUCACCAGACGACGCCGAUAGCAUGGUCGAUGAUACAGAGACAACGACCGAUCCCGCACUGCCACAAGCCGAUGACCAUGAAGCGAUGCGCGAACGAUACAUGCCACGGCAACCCGAACAUGAGACCGAGGCGGAAGAGAUAUAUACUUGGGACAUCCAAGAUUGGAGAUCACUACCUAAGAGGACGCACAGCCCGACAUUCACCUGUGGUGGCCAUCCGUGGAGGAUUCUGUUCUUCCCUGCCGGCAAUGCCGCGAACGAAAGCGUUUCCUUCUACUUGGAACAAGGCUUUGGCGAUGACAAACCACCAGAGAAUUGGUAUGCAUGCGCGCAAUUCAUGCUGGUUCUUUCGAAUCCAAAUGAUCCAUCGAUCUACCUCCACCAUGUAGCGAAUCAUCGUUUCACGGCCGAGGAGGGAGACUGGGGUUUCACACGCUUUGCGGAGAAGAAUCGCAUAUUCGCAUCAAAAUUCGACAACGCAGACCGGCCCAUGGUGGAGAACGACUGUGCGAGAGUGACCGCGUACGUCCGCGUGCUGAAGGAUCCGACUGGAGUGCUGUGGCACAACUUCGUCAACUACGACAGCAAGAAGGAGACUGGCAUGGUUGGGUUGCGAAAUCAGGGCGCAACCUGCUACCUAAACUCACUGCUCCAGUCAUUGUACCUGACCGGCGCCUUCCGCAAGGCCGUAUACCAAAUUCCUACCGCCACGCCGGCCGAAAAGGAAGCCUCGAAUUCGGCCUACAAACUGCAGAGAUUGUUCUAUCGUCUGCAGUCGGACCAAACUGCUGUCUCGACGAACGAGCUCACAGUGUCGUUUGGCUGGGAGAGUCGGCAAAUAUUCGAACAGCAAGACGUACAAGAGCUGUCUCGAAUACUCAUGGAAAAGCUGGAAGCCCGCAUGAAAGGCACGGACGCGGAGAACGCAUUGCCAAACAUGUUCGUCGGAAAGAUGAAGACUUAUCUCCGAUGCAUCAACGUGGACUACGAAUCAAGUCGCAUUGAAGACUUCUGGGAUCUCCAGCUCAACGUUUCUGGAUGCAAGAGCGUGGACGACAGUUUCAAGGACUACGUCCAAGUCGAGACCCUGGAAGGCGACAACAAAUACGCCGCGGAAGGCUACGGUCUCCAAGACGCGAAGAAAGGAGUCAUUUUUGAGGCCUUCCCCAAUGUGCUCCAUCUUCAACUCAAACGAUUCGAGUAUGAUUUCCAAAGGGACGCCAUGAUGAAAGUUAACGACCGUUACGAAUUUCCCGAGGUGUUUGAUGCUUCACCCUACCUUGACGAUACUGCCGAUAAGUCCGAGCCUUACAUCUACCAUUUGCAUGGAGUGCUGGUGCACUCUGGAGACCUCAACGCUGGCCAUUACUAUGCUUUCUUGCGACCUGAGAAGAAUGGCGAGUUCUUCAGGUUUGACGACGACAGAGUGACGCGGGCGACGAAGAGGGAGGCCAUUGACGACAACUUUGGCGGCGAAUACUCGGCCAACAAUGGAGGUAAAGGCCAAAAUCCAUAUACCCGGCAGUGGUCGACGAAGCGUUCCAACAACGCCUAUAUGCUUGUGUACAUUCGCGAGAGCCGACUCGAUGAAAUUCUCCCCAAGGACCAGGAUGUUCUACCACCUCCACAUCUCCCGACCGAGAUCGCGGAGGAACGAGCGCAGAUUGAGCGUCGACGCAAGGAGAAGGAGGAAGCACAUCUUUACAUGCCAGUACUUGUGGCGACGGAGCAAAGCUUCAAGUCGUAUCAAGGUGUAGAUUUGAUUCCUUGGGCCUCCGAGGACGCGUCAGAACCAGCGGCCCCCAAGGCGUAUCGCCUACUAAGAACCAUGACGGUGGCAGAGUUCACCACGCAUAUCGCAAAGGAGAACGGUCAGGAGCCAGAUCUCCUCCGACCUUGGAUCAUGGUGAAUCGUCAGAACGGCACCGUCCGACCAGACCAUCCUUUGAUGUGGCCAGAAAUGACACUACAAGAAGCUUCCGACAAGUUUAGCACGCGAACGUCUGGCUUCAGGGUAUUCAUGGAAGAAACCACGCGCGACCAGGAUGGUCAACCCAAAUGGCCAGCCGAUGAAGUGCCAUCUUCGCCGGUAGUCAACGGUCAAGCCGCUCAAUCCCAGAAGCCAAUCAUCUUGUUCUUGAAGCACUUUGAUGUGGAUCGCCAGGUACUCCAAGGCAUCGGACACGUCUACAUGAACCCUCAGGACAAGGCCAUGGACGUGGCCGUACCAAUUCUUGAAAUGAUGGGCUGGGACACCGGAGUUCAGCUUCAACUAUUCGAGGAGAUCAAGCAAAAUUACAUUGAGCCGAUCAAGGCCAAGAACACCCUGCUCAGCUCUGAGAUACAAGAUGGAGACAUCAUAUGUUUCCAGCGCCACCUCACCGAAGAGGAUGCCACAGCACUCAAGCAGAAGAAUCCUACAGCUUGCCUCGAUGCUGUCCAAUUCUACGACUUUUUGAUGAACCGCGUUUUCGUCAACUUCACGCCAAAAAUGUCACCAGCGCCAAAUCUCCAGCUCCGCAACCAGUCCGAGGAGAAGUUUCAGCUGGCUUUGUCGAAGAAAGAUACCUACGACGCACUCGCCCUGAAAGUUGCCGAGUAUCUUUCUUCGGUGUCUGCGGCCCCAGUAGAUCCAUCUCACGUUCGAUUCACCACUGUCAACGUUCAGUCUGGCAAGGCCAGGAGCCCGGUGAAGAAAAUGCAAGGCACGAGCGUCAAUUCGAUACUGUUCUCAACCAGCGGAUACGGCGGCUACAGUUAUACCCCAAGUCAGGCUUCGGACCAGCUGUACUACGAAGUGCUGGAGAUGAGUCUGGCGGAUCUGGAGCAGCAGAAGAACGUUCGCGUCACUUGGCUCACCGAAGGCAUCGCCAAGGAGGAACCGCUCGAUAUUCUGGUACACAAACAGUCACAAUUUACUUCGGUCCUGGACGGCAUACAGAAACGUCUCGACUUGCCGAAUGAAGCUCUCGAACGCAUCCGAUUUUACGAGGUCCAUGGGAACAAGGUUUACAAGACUUUGCCUAACAGCCACGCCGUCGCAGCGCUCAACGAAUUCAUGACUGUCAUCGCCGAACGUGUACCAGAUGAGGAAUCGGAGCUCGAUGCAGAAAAUGGCGAUCGGUUGUUGUUCUGCUUCCACUUCGAAAAGGAGCCUUCAAAGUCCCACGGAGUUCCGUUCAUCUUCCUAAUGAAGGCAGGUGAGAUCUUCAAAGAAACCAAGGAAAGGAUUUCGAAGCGUACUGGCAUCAAGGGUAAGAGUCUCGAGAAGGUCAGGUUCGCAAUCAUCAAGGGUGGUCAAAACUUCAGCAAGCCGGUUUGGAUCGAAGAUGAUGACAUCCUUUCGGACAAGCUUGGCUCGGAUGAUCACCUGGGCCUCGAACAUCCAAACAAGAACCGUAACAACUGGGCGAAAUACGAGAGUCUCAACAUCCGGUAGACGGCAUCUCUCAUGCAUGAGGGAGGCAUGCAUCAUGAUUUCGAAAGACACUGGGUGGAUUCGGCAGGCUUCCUUUGCGAUUGUACAGAUACUCGCGAGCAUUAUGGCGGUCACGAAUGGUUUGGGAGUGCGGUGCUU